Plectropomus leopardus (leopard coralgrouper) is the source of this 1438-nucleotide messenger RNA. Lineage: Eukaryota; Metazoa; Chordata; Actinopteri; Perciformes; Serranidae. The record is from RefSeq and is a predicted model, not a curated record.
UGAACGUCUGGGUCUUCAAUUAUCAAAGAAAAAAGAAAGUGAAGGAGGGCGGCAUCUCGCCAACUACCUGGAAACCUGCAAGGCUGUACUGGACCUCCUCUAAAGAUAUAAGAUUCCUGCUGAUAUCCUGACAUGAAGCUCAAUUUACUUGGCACCACCGUGAUUCUGCUUGUUGCCUUCUUACCGCGCUACGAAUGUCGGGCUAUUGAGAGCCCUGGCGGUGCCCUGCGCGUCCCAGCUCCCCAAACCCAAAACUCCCAGCAGCAGCAACAGCAGCAGUCUGGCCCCAUCCUGGAGCGGCUUGGAGAGGAGUAUUUCAUCCGACUGGGCAACGGGGACUCUAACUCUUUCCCAUCAUCGUCCAUGUAUCCCGGCCGAUCACCUGCCAUCUACAACAGAGCAUUGCAACUCCAGCUGACGCGGCGUCUUUUACAAGGGAAAGUUGGGAACAUCAGGGCGCUCAUAAGCGGCUUCGGAGAGCGCGGAGAGGACGAGUCGAUGGAGAGAGGAAGGAGGUCCGAGGACCCGCCGAUAUCCCUGGAUCUGACCUUCCACCUGCUGCGGGAGAUGAUGGAGAUGUCCAGGGCGGAACAGCUGGCUCAGCAAGCGCAGAACAACAGAAGAAUGAUGGAGCUCUUCGGAAAAUGAAGACCUCUCUCCAGUCCGCCAAAGAUCUCCCUUCUCUUUCUUUUCUCUCUUCUUUUCUUUUUGCAUUUUUACCAUCAGCACAAAACAUGCUCUGUACAAUAUAGUGCUGCUUUAUCACUCUUAUUAUUUAGAGCUUCAACCUCAAACUAUGGAGCGUAUACAGGCUUGACUUAAAAUGAUCCGAUUGUACCUUGCCAUUUUGAUGUUGGUGUCAAAUCUGUAGAAUCACUCGUUCUUCAUAUUUGAGAUGAAAUACUUUUGGUUGAAAUACUGCAUUGACGAUUUUGUUUUAGAUUAUGAAUCCCUGUAUUUAUGAUAUUUAUGUUUGUUAAUAAACUUAUGUGCAACCAGUCAUUUUCUGUUGUGCAAGAGAACGUCUUAUAUCUAUAUUUUUAAAUAAAAAAUUAAAAGCAAUACUUACAUUUCUCUGUGGAUAUCCUUACAUAUAAUAAUAACUCCCAUGAAAAGUAACUGCCCCCACUUACCUUAAUACUAAUUUGAUUAACAUACACUUUCAUAAUGAUUGUUGACACAUAAUGUUACAUUGGAGAAAUUGAGGUUUGGAGAGAGCACAAAUGGCCACUGCAUCUUCAGUCUUGCCUACACAAAUAUUGAUUGAUAGUUUUUCUAACUGAAUAUAAAAACCUUAUGGUGUAACCAUGGCACUGCUCUGGAGCCAAGUCGUGGGUUAGCUCUGUGCCUCUUCUCUGACAGCAAGAACUGCAACAACAAAAAUUACAAAUUUUAAGGAUGCAGUAAGAGCGCCUGCAGUCACGCAGGUGAAGAGCAU